GUGUCCGGGCUCAGCCGGGAACCUCAGAUUCCUCAGCAGCGGCGGCAUGAAGUCCGGAGGCCUCUUCGUCUUGGUGGCCCUUGUGGCUCUCAGCCCCCUUCCAGGAUGGAUGGCGAGAACCGGGGUGAGACCCGGGAUAUGUCCAAUUCCACAGAGGACAUUUCCCAAGCGUUGUGUGGAACUCUGCAGAGGAGACAAUUCCUGCCCUCCGGGAUACAAGUGCUGCAGCAACGGAUGCGGUCGUGAGUGCAUGGUAGCGGUGAGAGUCGGGAUUCAGAGAUCUGGUUCCUGCCCAGCCUCGCCACCAGGAACAAAAGGAAGUGCGGAUUGUGUACGCAGCUGCAGGAGAGACACUACCUGCCCUCAGGGACAAAAGUGUUGCAGCUUUGGAUGCAGCCAAGUUUGCACGACACCGGUGAAAGGGGUGACUCAGAGACCCGGUACCUGCCCACAACUGUCACCGAGGACGAAAGGGGCAUGUGAUAGACGUUGCAGGACUGACGAUUCCUGCCCUCAGGGACAGAAGUGCUGCACCAACGGAUGUGACUAUUACUGCAUGGAUCCCGUAAAAACCACAAUUCUGAGGCCCGGUACCUGCCCAAACCUGUCACCGAGAACAAAAGGGUCGUGUGUACGAUAUUGCAGUACAGACGAUUCCUGCCCUCAAGGACUGAAGUGCUGCACCAACGGAUGUGACUAUUACUGCAUGGCUCCCGUACAAGACAGGGUUAAGAGACCCAGCACCUGCCCACCCAUGUCUCCGAGUACGAAAGGGACCUGCGUACAACAGUGCAGAGGAGAUGAUUCCUGCCCUAAGGGACAGAUGUGCUGCUCCAAUGGAUGUGACUCUUACUGCUCACCAACGAUGGAAGAGGGGGUUAAGAGACCCAGCACCUGCCCACCCAUGUCUCCGAGUACGAAAGGGACCUGCGUACAACAGUGCAGAGGAGAUGAUUCCUGCCCUAAGGGACAGAUGUGCUGCUCCAAUGGAUGUGACUCUUACUGCUCGCCACCGGUGGAAGAGGGUUCGAAAAACGUCUGUGAGAAGUCUGCGGACCCAGGCCCGUGUAAGUCUUACAUGGCCGUGUACUACUUCAACUCCAGGACGAAGAACUGUGAAGCGUUCAUGUAUGGAGGCUGUGGGGGAAACGACAACCGGUUUAGAACCGCCGAGGAGUGCAUGGCUCGCUGUGGAGGGAGUAAGAACCCCGUUGUCUGCUCAACACCAUCACCGGGAACAAAAGGGAAUUGUGAUCAAGAUUGUAGAGGAGACAAUUCCUGUGGUAAGAGGCAGAGGUGCUGCGCCCAAGGAUGUGGCCAAGUCUGCGAUGCACCAGUGAAGGGCGUGAUUCAGAGACCUGGUACCUGCCCAAGAGUGAUACCAGGAACCAAAGGAACAUGUGCACAUCAGUGCAGGGGAGACUUUUCCUGCCCUUGGGGGCAUAAAUGCUGCAGCAACGGAUGUGGCUACGUUUGCAUGCAAGUGGUGAUGAAGAGUUCCAGAGACAUCUGUGAGGAGCCCGUGGAGGUAGGCCGAUGUAUGGGUCACAUACCCAUGUACUACUACAACUCCAAGACGAAGAAAUGUGAAUCGUUCAUCUACGGAGGCUGUCAGGGGAACGAGAACCAGUUUAAGACCAUAGAAGAGUGCAUGGCUCGCUGUGGAGGGUCAGUGAAACUCGGUAGAUGCCCAAUUUCCCGGAAAGAAAUCUCUGAGCCUUGUGUCGAAGAGUGCAAAGGAGAUGAUUCCUGCCCCGUGGGACAGAAGUGCUGCGUCAGCGGAUGUAGUCAAGUCUGCAUGUUGUCGGUGAAAGACGACCCGUGGCUCCACUUCUCCUGAUCGUCCACCCAGGGAUGGCCGCCCGUCAGUUCACGGAAGCCGGGGACCUGCGUCUUGGGGGUCCAGUUCAAGGACCGAGUGGGGGCCAGAGAGAAUGUGGACAGCGUUUUCAGGGAUCCUUUCCUUGGGUAAUAAAGGCCUCAUGCAAUUCGGGCCUCAGUGUCCCCAGCUCUAA
Messenger RNA from Ornithorhynchus anatinus (platypus), 2015 nucleotides. Its product is annotated as balbiani ring protein 3-like. The record is from RefSeq and is a predicted model, not a curated record. The transcript has 13 exons. Gene Ontology annotation, biological process: negative regulation of peptidase activity. Gene Ontology annotation, cellular component: extracellular region. Bases 47 to 1840 code for a protein of 597 amino acids. NCBI's taxonomy places the organism in Eukaryota, Metazoa, Chordata, Mammalia, Monotremata, Ornithorhynchidae. Gene Ontology annotation, molecular function: serine-type endopeptidase inhibitor activity.